This is a messenger RNA of Clupea harengus (Atlantic herring), 1435 nucleotides long. It is a transcript of the gene itga9, whose product is annotated as integrin alpha-9-like. The record is from RefSeq and is a predicted model, not a curated record. Gene Ontology annotation, biological process: cell adhesion mediated by integrin; integrin-mediated signaling pathway; cell-matrix adhesion. Gene Ontology annotation, molecular function: integrin binding. NCBI's taxonomy places the organism in Eukaryota, Metazoa, Chordata, Actinopteri, Clupeiformes, Clupeidae. Gene Ontology annotation, cellular component: integrin complex; external side of plasma membrane. The coding region runs from base 161 to 1333 and encodes 390 amino acids. The transcript is spliced from 12 exons.
UGUUGUCUCACUUCCCCCCAGUCUCGGGGGACUCUCAUGAAGCGCUGUGUAAACAUCCUGUUCUCUCCUCCAGACGUGGUUUGAGAAGAACUGUCUGUCGGAGGACUGCGCCGCCGACCUCAGGCUCCAUGGGAAACUGCUGCUGUCUGGGGCUCACGUCAUGCCUCAUCUGGCUCUGGGAGGAGUGCGAAACGUCUCUCUCAAUCUGACCAUCUCCAACGCCGGCGACGACGCCUACGACACCAACAUCUUCCUCAACUUCUCCACGGAAGUCCAUUACAUCAACUUCUGGCAGCGGGAAGAGAAGGGCAUUUCCUGUGGACUUGUUGAGCUGGACUUCCUCAAGUGCAGUGUGGGAUUUCCCUUCAUGAGGGCCCAGACCAAGUAUCACCUUGCCGUCCUUUUUGACACAAGUCACCUCUCUGGAGAAAGUGAGACCUUGCAGUUUUUAGUUCACACAAGGAGUGCAAAUCCAGAGCACGAGAGCACACUCUUUGACAACACUCUAGAGAUAUCCAUCCCGCUGGUGCACGAGGUCGACACCACCAUUACCGGUGUGGUUUCCCCCAAAUCUUUUGUGUAUGGAAACUCCAUCGACGCGUCUCGCUUCGUCCAGUUAGAGGAUAUGGAGUGCAACUUUCAGCCACUUAACUUCACGUUCCAGGUUGUGAACAACGGCCCGAGUGGACUGCCUGGGUCCGUCGUCCACAUCAGGAUCCCCAACCGGUUGGCGGGUAAUGGGGCUGACAUGUUCCAUAUCACGGACACUCAGGUGGGCGACGCUCGAGGAAACUGCACCCCACACCGGAACCCCGCCCCCUGCACCAUCCCCCAGGACCGGGAGAACAUCUUCCACACCAUCUUCGCCUUCUUCACCAAGUCAGGAAGGAGAGUCCUGGACUGUGACCGGCCCGGACGAGCGUGUCUUGUGAUCUCGUGCACCCUGGGCUCACAGGCCAAGGAGGAGGCUGUUAGCAUAGAUGUGCACAUGCUACUGAACACAGAGAUACUGAAGAGGGACAGCUCUUCUGUGAUCCAGUUCGUGACCCGAGGGAAUGUUCGUGUGGAUGACAGGGCCAUUGAAGUAGCCCACGGCCAACCAGAAGAGAUAUCACUGAUGUUCGAGGCGCUUCACAGUCAGGAGCCAAGAGGCUACGUGGUCGGCUGGAUCAUCGCCAUCAGCCUCCUGGUCGGGAUCCUCAUCUUCCUCCUGCUCGCCGUGCUGCUGUGGAAGAUGGGCUUUUUCCGCCGCCGCUACCGAGAGAUCAUAGAGGCCGAGAAGAGCAGGAAGGACAGCGACGAGAGCUGGGACUGGGUGCAGAAGAGCCAAUGAUCAGCGGGUGCAGGAGGAUUACAAUGAAAGCCAAUGAGCUCGAGCAUUGGACUGCAAACGAUCCAAUGAGCUGCUGCCUUUGCCUCGGCCAAUCCUGUGCGC